Molecule: messenger RNA, 2176 nt
Organism: Chrysoperla carnea
Lineage: Eukaryota; Metazoa; Arthropoda; Insecta; Neuroptera; Chrysopidae
Exons: 6
Coding region: 185-1423 (412 amino acids)
Biological process (GO): actin cytoskeleton organization
Cellular component (GO): plasma membrane
Source: RefSeq, a predicted model, not a curated record
CGGCGCGCGAGAACGUUGUUGUAUACGAUUUUGUGUUAUUCUGCAUACAAGUAUUGACCGGACGAGACCACAAAACAAAGUAAAAGAAACCACAUACGAAAUUUUGGAAAAAAUUUUUUUAAUGUUAAAUAAUUUUAUUGAAUGUCUGUGAUAAUUAUUAAGAAAUAUUCUAAUUUACAACAAAAUGUUAGUGGACGGUUGUCAAACACCAAUUGUGGGGAAUUGUCGGACACCAUCAAUUCUCGAUUCGCCAACUUUAGCCAGAGUCGAACGUGCUCGACUUAGGAAUGAAAGUGGUAUGAGAAAUUCAUCGGCCUCGAAUUAUAUUUAUGCUCAGUUACAGAUGCCUUUAACGGACAGUCUGAAUUCAUCGAACGACGGUGGUGGUUUUCAUGCAAUUAAAAGAGGCCUGCUAUGGCAACAACGGGAUCGAUUAUUUUCACGAUGGAAAGAACGAUAUUUUGUAUUAACACGAGAUUAUUUACAUUGUUUUAAACGAGCUACAAAUCGAACAAUAUCUUCAGAUAUGGGGCAUUUUAUUUUUAAGAUCAAAUUAUUGGAUGUUGAACGAAUUGAAUGGCAUAAUAAGAAAACCUACAGCACAGUUACCUUAGAUUUAGGAUCAAAUUCAGGUGGUGGUCGUAUAUUGUUACGUGCUGCGCCACAAGCCACCAUAACAAAUAAUCCAUCGGCUGCUAUUGGUGACGGACUCGAAGACUGGUUUGAAUUGUUAGAAGAAUGUACAAUAAAUAGUAAAGAACGUCGAAAAACAUUAAUUAAUCAACAUCGACAUUCACGUGAUAACAAUAAUAUGAACUCAAUACAAAGUACAUUAUUAGAUGAAUGGUUAUUGGCUAGAAAACAUGAAAAUGGUCUCUCAUCCGUACAUUGUGAUUCUGUACCGGACUUAGAAGAGGCACUGGCAAUUAAAAAACGAGACAAAAGAUGGGUACCACCUGAUGAUGAUGAUGAUGACUGGAACUCUACAACCCAUUCCAAUAGACUAUCAUUAUUAACAGACAUCGAUAUAAAUGCUGGUUGUGAUAGUGGUGCAAGUGGUGGUGAUACAACUCCACCAUCAAUUUCAUCCACAAGUCGAGAUCAACCACCCCAUGGUUAUAGACUGAAUUCAAAUGUGUUCUUCCUUGCUGCAAAUCAUUCAGAUAAUGCAUAUUCUGAUGCUUUUAUUCGUGGCAUUACUCAAGGCCGUAGUUCUUUUAAUUCACCAACAAAAUCUAAUGGUAGUGGCACACCAAUUAAUACAAAUGGGCGUCGAACUCAAGAGCCGGUUAUACAGCAUCAGAUGAUCAGAUACCGAGAACGAUCUCAUAGUGAUAUUCAACGCAUUGAUCGACGUCCAUGGCGUAUGCGUGAUGAUCAACAAAAACGUAACAGCCACCUAUUAGAUGCUGCUCAAAGUUAAACGGCAAUCAUCAUGAGAAAACAUCAACACGAAUUUAAAAAAAGAAACUAAAGCACCCAUACAAUCACUAAACUCAAGUAUUUUCGUUACACAAUCAAAGAAAAAUAGAUAUUUACUCAAUGAAAAAUAUGUAUUUUAUCUGUUUCUAUGAAUUAAUUUUAGCGGAAAAAAAUUUUAAUGAAAAAUUAGUUAAAAAAAUGACUGAGAAAAGAAAAUGAGCUUACAAAGAAUAGAAAAUUAAAAUUAUGUAUGCAGUAAGUAGGAUAUUUGUUGUAGGAAAAAUUUGUCACAAUAAGUAUAUUAGUCCCGAUUUGUUUUUGAAUAGGUCAGGCUUAAACUGUAAAAGAUGAUUGAGAAAGAUAUUUUACAAAAUUAAUAAACUUUUUAUUUAUUUAAUAAAAAGAGCUUGUCGUUGUUACUUGUAAAAUAUCUUUAAAUAAAAAACCCACAGUCUAAAGCAGGCCUUUUGUAGUGCAAUAAUUAAAUUUCGAUUCAAAUCUAUUCAAAAAAUAAUUAAAAUACAUAUGUGAAUAUUUCCAAAAUUCCCUUAUAAUUCUUGAAGUAUAACUCCUUUAGCGAUAAAAUAAAAAUAAGAACAUGUUAAAAACUUUUAGAUAAAAACUCGUUAAUUUGGUUAUAUUAAUUCAACCACUGUGACCCCUUCUACGCGGAUUUGCUUAAUAAAAUCUUUUUAUUUAAAAAUCAGCACUCUUCUGAAAAAGGAAAUACGAUCAUCUGUUAAAAAAAAUUUCA